This is a messenger RNA of Schistocerca serialis cubense, 846 nucleotides long. RefSeq names its product speckle-type POZ protein-like. The transcript is spliced from 3 exons. Gene Ontology annotation, cellular component: cytoplasm. Bases 1 to 846 code for a protein of 281 amino acids. Lineage: Eukaryota; Metazoa; Arthropoda; Insecta; Orthoptera; Acrididae. Gene Ontology annotation, biological process: regulation of proteolysis; proteasome-mediated ubiquitin-dependent protein catabolic process. Gene Ontology annotation, molecular function: ubiquitin protein ligase binding. The record is from RefSeq and is a predicted model, not a curated record.
AUGUCGGCAGUUACGGAGGUUCAGAACACCACAACCGAGGCCCUGGCCGCCCUGGUAGACGGGGGUGAAGACGCCCUGGUGACGCUCGUGGCGGGCGAGACGAGGGUGGCGGCUCACAGGGCCGUGUUGGCAGCCGCGAGCCCCGUGUUCGCAGCGAUGUUCGCGCACGACAUGCUGGAGGCCAGCUGCGGCCGAGUGAGAAUCGACGACGUGGAGGGCCCGGUGUUGAGGCUCCUGGUGGCCUACACGUAUACCCUGCAGGCCCCCCAGCUGCCCGACACGGCCCACCAGUUGCUGGCAGCGGCCGAGAAGUACGGCUUGUCGGCCCUGAAGGCUGCCUGCGAGCGGCAGCUGAUCUCGCAGUUGGCCGUCGAGACCGCAGCGGCGACAGCCGUCAGGGCAGUGAGGCACUCGUGCCCGGACGUCACCAGGGCUGCCGUCGCCUUCAUAAAGGACCACCUGCAGGUGGUGGCCACGCAGGGCUGGGCGGACGCUGUGCUCGAGUAUCCACAAGAAGUCAAUGAAGUCGUCCGUCUGCUCAGUGAGCCACCAGCAGAAGCCAGGAGCCUUUCUGGGGAAGAGCGAGGCAGGAGGCUGAUAGAGGCGGCUGCGGUGGGGGUGGUGGAGGAGCUGCUGCUCUCUGCGGCGUGCGACCCCAACGCCAGGACUCUGCUGGGGCGGACGCCGCUGCACUGGGCGGCACGGAAUGGCCACGCAGAAGUGGCGGCUGCGUUGCUGCAGGCCGGAGCCGACAGGGGAGCGGCGGAUGCAGAUGGGGAGAUCCCCCUGGACAUCGCCAGGGACGAAAACCAGCAGCAGCUCGUUGAGAUGCUAACGCAGUGUUAA